This is a messenger RNA of Periconia digitata, 1270 nucleotides long. NCBI's taxonomy places the organism in Eukaryota, Fungi, Ascomycota, Dothideomycetes, Pleosporales, Periconiaceae. The record is from the annotation of a GenBank genome assembly.
UCCACAAUGGUAACACAAGCCAUACAAUUUUCAGUAAUCCAGAGCAUCGCUUUCAUCAAGUUACCAACCAACAAUCAUCUUCAUAUUCGCUUCAAUACUACCAAAAACAAACUCUCGAAGUCUACUAUAGUACCAUGGCUUCCACUUCCCAACCGCAAGAGGGUCCGAGCAUACCCAGUGUUGUCGGACAGCGUCAAACCGCAUUCAUGAUGCUUCCUGGGCAACUCACUGGCGAUAUGUGGCACUGCGCUGCAGCCUCGAUUCUAGCCUGGAAACACAGCAGUGACUCAGUCAUCAAGCCAUACCCUGUCAUCGUCAUUGGCGUUGCUGACUGGGAAGUCGAUAAGUCAGGGAAGGCUGUCACCUACAAGCCCCCCCACCCUCUCGUAGAAGAGAAUCAGCUGCACACUAGUCUUGUGCGAGGGGCGCCCAUGUUCGAGUACUUCCGUUCUAUUGGCAUACCUUGCCUUCUUGCUCGCAUCCAUCAGGAGGACGCUGGCCAGGUCCCGAAUGCGAUUAUGAACUUGCCUCUGGCCUACCUCGAGAAAAUUUCCCAGAAAUACGAGGAGUUUCGCAAGAAGCCCUUCAUGGAUCUUUGGGCUGCAACGGAGGUGGCUGCACCUUGUGGGGAGGAGAGUAGGCGGAUAAAAGAAGCGUUUGUUGCUCCUACUAAAGAGGACCUUGAGGCGCGGAAAGUCGGUAUUAGUACUGCGCCUGUUGAAGAUGAUGUUGAGGAAGAUGUGAAUCUUGAUGAACUGUACCAGUGGCAGCCACCAGCGAACUUUGACCACCAGAAGAAGAUCCAAUUGAUGGGAUCUACCUCCAUCGUCAUGCAGUAUCUCGAGGAUCCUCAAAAGCGCCCAGAAAGAAUCGAGACUUUGCGCAAGUGGCUCAGCGGUGAAGGCCAGGCCAGCAACGCCGCCGCUAAUUGGAAAAAGUUAGCAGAAGAAACAUUUGCGGAACUCGAUGCAAAUAUUGCAAAGGCCAUCGACCCUAAUGCCCCUAAAGGCGCUAAGUUUUCCACCUCUCCACCAGGUCCAACAAAAGUCAUCCUUUUCAACUACCGAAAUGGCGAUGUCAACACUCAACACGACGCAAAUCUGGAAUUACUUAAGAACUUCCGCACUCUAGCUCCAAAGGGGGAUACGAAAGGGGCCCCUCCCGCCCACGUUGUGAUACCCAUCCUCGUCGAACAACCCGUUCGUCGAUAUCUACCCAAAGGAAGACGUUAAGUAUGACAAACGCUACACCGCCUACUUUUGGAGCCUCG